Macrosiphum euphorbiae (potato aphid) is the source of this 813-nucleotide messenger RNA. The record is from the annotation of a GenBank genome assembly. NCBI's taxonomy places the organism in Eukaryota, Metazoa, Arthropoda, Insecta, Hemiptera, Aphididae.
AUGUUUAAACCAGAUAAAAUUCCCAAGCCUUUUUCAAAUGUAAACGUUGAUGAAUUGUUUAAAAUUGAAAAUCUUGUAACAGUAAAAAAUGUGGUUGUAAGUGAAAAAAUUAAAGAAGAAUUUAAAAUUUUAAAAACAACAGAAAAAGAUAUGUUAAUAUUUUUGAAAAAUGCACAGCAACACUAUUUAGAAGCAUGCAAACAUAUUUUGUUAAAGUCAUCAAUUACAAAUUCUUUUCUAAAAAAAUUGCGUUGUCUAGGUCCCAUAGAAAGAUGUAAGAAUAGAAGUAUUAGCCAAUUGUUAAACAUUUGUAAAUAUUUGCCUUUCCAUGUUGAUACAGAUGUUUUAAUAAACGAGUGGACGCUAUCAAAACUGGAAAAAGUCGAUGAAAAAUCUACUGAAUUGAGAAUAGAUCAUUAUUGGAAACAAUUUUUUACCAAAACAAAUUUAUCAGGAGGUGAGAAAUAUCCAAAUGUGUCAAAAAUUGUCAAGGCUUGUUUAUCUCUAGUCCAUGGAAGCGCUGACAUAGAACGAAGCUUUUCUUGUUCUGGUAGGAUUUUAACAGAAGAUCGAGUAUCAAUGUGUGAAAGGACAUUGAAUGCGAUUCUUUAUAGUAAAGAUGCUCUAAAACAUUACAAUAAUAAAUUACAUUUGGUAUUAAUUACUAAAGAACUUAUAAAUAUGGCUAGAGGAGCAUAUUUGCAUUAUAAAGAUUAUUUGGAAGACAAGAAAAAAUUCAAGAACAAAAUAAAAAAACCGAAGAAGAAGAAUUGGCAAAAACAUUACUGUUUGAAGAACAACAAAAACAAUUAA